AUGUCUGGCCCACCAGUGUCAGGGAUCCUCUUAUCUCUAUAUUCCCAGUUGUGGGAUUCUAGGCGUGUGCCACCCCCACGCAUUUUACAUGAGUUUUGGAAAUCAAACUUGCGUCUUCAGAUAGACGCAAUUCUUAACCCUCAUCAGAGAAGCCUUUUCUUGCAGUUGAUGGUGAUUGAUACAAAGAUCUACAAGUGGCCAAUGUGGAGAGAACAAGAGUAUGGAAUACACAGUUCUAAAGUAGGUCCUCUGCAUCACACCUCAUUCCUCCAGGAUGUGGGGAUCAUUGCCAAAGAGGGGCGGGAGUUGUCAGGGGACACCUGUCUGUGCCCAGCCUCAGGGGCCAAGCCCAAGAUAAGUGGCUUCAAGGGUGGCGAGCUGGGCAACAAGUACAUGCAGCUUAAUGUGGGUGGCUCCCUGUACUACACCACAGUGCGGGCCCUAACACACGACAUGAUGCUCAAGGCCAUGUUCAGUGGGGGCAUGGAGGUGUUGACCGACAAAGAAGGCUGGAUCCUCAUAGACAGAUGUGGAAAGCAUUUUGGCACCAUCUUGAAUUACCUCCAAGAUGACACCAUUACCCUCCCACAAAACCGGCAAGAAAUCCAGGAAUUGAUGGCUGAAGCAAAAUAUUACCUCAUUCAAGGGCUAGUGAAUAUGUGCCAGACUGCCCUUCAGGGCAAGAAAGACUCCUACCAGCCUGUGUGCAACAUCCCCAUCAUCACCUCCCUGAGAGAGGAGGACAGGCUCAUCCAAUCCUCCACAAAGCCUGUGGUGAAGCUGCUGCACAACAGGAGCAAUAACAAGUACUCAUACACCGGCAAUUCUGAUGAUCACCUACUGAAAAACAUUGAACUCUUCGACAAGCUGUCACUGCGCUUCAAUGGUCAUGUGCUCUUCAUCAAGGACAUGAUUGGUGAUGAAAUUUGCUGCUGGUCUUUCUAUGGCCAGGGUCGCAAGCUGGCAGAGGUUUGCUGUACCUCCAUCGUGUAUGCCACAGAGAAGAAGCAGACCAAGGUGGAAUUCCCAGAGGCCCGAAUCUAUGAGGAGACUCUCAACAUCUUACUCUAUGAGACCCCUAGAGUCCUUGACAAUUCCUUGCUGGAGGCCACAAGCCGGAGCCGCAGUCAGGCUUCCCCCAGUGAAGAUGAAGAUACCUUUGAACUGCGGGACCGUGUCCGCCGCAUUCACGUCAAGCGCUAUAGUACUUACGAUGACCGGCAACUUGGCCACCAGUCUACUCGUAGAGACUAA
Molecule: messenger RNA, 1254 nt
Organism: Arvicola amphibius (Eurasian water vole)
Lineage: Eukaryota; Metazoa; Chordata; Mammalia; Rodentia; Cricetidae
Product: BTB/POZ domain-containing adapter for CUL3-mediated RhoA degradation protein 2-like
Biological process (GO): negative regulation of Rho protein signal transduction; protein homooligomerization; proteasome-mediated ubiquitin-dependent protein catabolic process
Cellular component (GO): Cul3-RING ubiquitin ligase complex
Molecular function (GO): protein binding; ubiquitin-protein transferase activity
Source: RefSeq, a predicted model, not a curated record